AUGUGUGAUCUCACUGCCAGCUUCCAGCCAUCAGAAGGCGAUCCUAACCACUCCAAUACUUCAUCAGAAGCGCGUUCAGAUGAACCAAACAAAUCUAAAGAUAAAUUCCGCAGUUAUAGUGUUAUAAGUCAAACAAACUUUGCCAGUAAUAGAGCAUCGAACCGAAGGCGCGCGUCUGAAGUUGCGCAAGCGCUUCCACCCACCGCGUCUGCGCGCAGAUCCAGAUUCCAGACCAGUGUAGCGGACUCCUCACAAAAAGCAACUCUCACUCCUUCAAUGCGCAAAAAACAUCUACAGAACUUAUUUCUCAAUUACAAUACGCAUAGUGGACUGACUAGUAUCUUGUCCUUGAAAAGACAGGCAUCAAGGGAUUGCGACGAUGCACCUGAGGAGAGGAAUACAUUCUGGGCUUUAGAUCCCAUGGAGCACGCAUGGACGCUGUCAGCUGUGAAUGGGAAUUUCAACACUAUUGUGGGAUUCCUCUCGGAGGACCCCAGUCUACUUACCAGGAAAGACUUCAUAAGUGGCUUCACUGUUCUUCAUUGGUUAGCCAAGAAUGGCAAACAUGAAAUAUUGGUAAAGCUUCUGAGACUCGCAGAGAAAGAAGGCUAUCCAACUAACGUGAACAUGAAGGGCAGUGGAGGUCUCACACCUUUACACCUAGCUGUCAUGCACAGCCAGUACAUGGUCAUCAAGAUAUUAGUAGGGGCUUUUGGUGCCAACGUGGAAUUAAUGGACUACAAUGGCAAAAGAGCAUGGCAGUAUCUUAAAGACGAUGCACCAUCAGCGAUGAAGGAGCUGCUUGGAGCAUGGGAUGAAGAACACUCUCCCUGGCAACUAAAUGUUAAUAACAAUUGUGCAGGUAGCACCGAAGCAACCCCGACAGAGGAAAUUCAGAAGGACCUUGAUGUAGUGGACUCUUUCAAAAGAAAUGACAGGUCGUGGUUUGGUUCAUUUAGAAAGCGUCUCACACCAUUUUUCUCAGGAGGCAAGAAGUAA
Molecule: messenger RNA, 999 nt
Organism: Trichomycterus rosablanca
Lineage: Eukaryota; Metazoa; Chordata; Actinopteri; Siluriformes; Trichomycteridae
Gene: sowahd
Product: sosondowah ankyrin repeat domain family d
Exons: 1
Coding region: 1-999 (332 amino acids)
Molecular function (GO): protein binding
Source: RefSeq, a predicted model, not a curated record